Messenger RNA from Drosophila grimshawi, 1723 nucleotides. RefSeq lists its product as uncharacterized. The coding region runs from base 165 to 1520 and encodes 451 amino acids. The transcript has 3 exons. NCBI's taxonomy places the organism in Eukaryota, Metazoa, Arthropoda, Insecta, Diptera, Drosophilidae. The record is from RefSeq and is a predicted model, not a curated record.
UUAGUUGAGUAAAGAAAUAAAAUCCAGUGUGACCCCACGAAAAUAUUAUAUACCAACAAUACGCUGAAUUACGGACCGAGCUUAAGAUACCCUUGUGGUAAAUUCAACAAGGCAACACUGAUUGCCAUACGGAAAAGUGUUGGGAGUUUCAAAAAACAAGGAAAAUGCGAAAGUACCAACAACUGGCCCUUUUGCUCAUAUCCUGCUUCAGCGUGGGCAUCCUGUUGAUGUACAAGACCGAGAACAAUCGCCUCAAAUAUGUGUUAAAGUAUGUGAACUUCUUUGGACGCAAUGAUGCCGCCGCCUUGCGUCGUCUGCAGAAUGGAACUGGCUCCGAAGAUGAACACCACUGGUCCAAGUCGGUGUUCUCCAAGCCGCUGCCAGUUUGGCAGCUGAUUGGGGACUCUUUUCAUGCUUACUCUGCUUACUGGAAACGGAAUGAGCUGGUCGCUGGCGGAGAGGCGCACAUUAUCGUUGUGGGUAGGCAGGGAGCCGUUGUCGACUUUCGCUGCAGCUUUGAUGUGGGCGGACGAAGUGUGCAGGGCAAGUUUCGAUUCCAACGGGAUGCCUCCGAGGGCGUGGUCGAUGACAAGGGCACUACAUUCACCAACUACAAUUUCUUCUGUCAAGUCAGCCGCAAUUUUGGCCAGCCCGAGUAUGUCUCCUUCAGCGAUACGACGUCGCCAACGAAACGGCAGGUCAAGUUACGACUGCGACACUUAAAACCUGUGGCGACCGACAGCAAAGCGACAGACACCAAAGCGACAACAGCUUCAACUGUGCAUCAUGUUCAUCCCCUGCCGGCAACUAUCUGCGUUGAUUUGGUCAGCUUUAAUUUGAGCUCGCGAUUUGCACGCAACACGGAUGCACUGCUGCAAUUCUUUAUCUUCCACCAAGCACUGGGUGUCGAGCACUUUUUGGUCUACAACUACGAUGAGCUGCCGGAACAGGUUGUACGCCUUUUGGACAACACCAAUAUGCAUAUCUAUGGACUUCCCUUCAACUUUCCGUUCCUGCAAACAAAUACGACAGCUGCUCGCAUCCGACAGCUACUCCAAUCGGAUUGUCUGUUGCGCAAUGUGAACUAUGCCAGCUUCACCAUGUUGCUGACACCCAAUGAGCUGGUGUUUCCAAGUACACGAUUCGCUGGUGGCAUGGCGAAGGGUUCGCUGCAACAGCAGUUGCGUCACUACUCAACGGAGACAUCCCGUUUCGAGCUGGCCACUUUUGCUGUGUGCUUUGACGAGCAGAAGAAGUUGCUCAUUGACAACGUUCAGUAUGAUCCCGAAGUGAAGGCACUCUACAAGUUGCUCCUGUAUCGUUUGGAACUGCCGGCGGCACAGCUACUACUGCCAACGGCGACGAGCGUUGAACUGCCAUUGUCCAGUGGCUUUGCGCAUCGCUACAUAGACUGCCAGCAUGUGGGAGGAGAUGGCCUCCACGAUUGGCGCAAUGGUGUGCGCCAAGAUCUGAUGGACCAUAUCAAUGUAUUGCGCAACGAGGUUGAUCUACUCAUUUAAAUGUUACGUCUAGGAUAAGUAGGCAUCCAAGUUAGAUUAAGCACGACUCGACUAGACUGCCAUAAAAGCAACCAGCAUUAGCCUUGCACGACAACUUGCCUCCAGCGGACAAGAUUUAUAUAUUGUAAUAUAAUAAAUAGACAAUUAUUUAUCAUCGAAUUGGCAAUACAAAUUAUUAUCGAAUGCCAUUUGAAUGCACCAUA